Monomorium pharaonis (pharaoh ant) is the source of this 8793-nucleotide messenger RNA. Its product is annotated as kinesin-like protein KIF15-A. The record is from RefSeq and is a predicted model, not a curated record. NCBI's taxonomy places the organism in Eukaryota, Metazoa, Arthropoda, Insecta, Hymenoptera, Formicidae. The transcript has 9 exons. Gene Ontology annotation, biological process: microtubule-based movement. Gene Ontology annotation, molecular function: ATP binding; microtubule motor activity; microtubule binding. The coding region runs from base 2378 to 8380 and encodes 2000 amino acids.
UAAUAAUUGGUUAUUUUUUAUUGUGAGUUAAGUCAUUAGUUAGGAUCGUCACACACAAAAUGUAUAGCUGCGUAUGCAUAGCAUAAGAUUGUCUGGGCCAACCAGCAUCCAAUCGAUACUUAUGUUAUGCUCUGUAAGUUAAUAUGACGACUUUAUGGCGAUCAGUUGUUCAUUCAUCGAAAUAGUUAUGUUAUGUCAUAUGCUAUGUUCUAUACUUUCCUGUGUGACAGGUGUUAUUGCCAAAAUAAACCAUAAAAAUCAUUAUAAAAUUAUAGAGCAAAUUAACAGUAUGACGCAAAAUUAGCUUUUUUUUUGCAAAAUUUAUGUGUCUUAUUAGUUCACAUUAUAUAUCAUAUAUGUAAGUUUUCGUUUGACGUGGAUCAUUAGAUAUCACGUAUCAGAUUGCAUGUAUAUUGCAAUUGCACAAGUUUUAACGAGUAAUGGAAGACUCAAUGCACGAUAAUCGUAUCGACCGAUUACCAACGCAUGUAUCCUCAUUAGUAUACAGUUCGUUGAGCUUACAAUCGUCUGUAAUUAAUUUACGGCCAACGCUUGUAACGAACCAGAGCGAUGCCGUGGGCGAGUCGGCUUACUGCAGCCGCUGGUUCGGCAGCACUUUCGGUCGCAACUUGCAGAUCAUGAUGAUACGGUCGAAAGUUCCUUCCAGGAUCACCGCCGCGAAGUUCUACAGUAUGUCCCUCGGAAGUUUCUCUCGAGUGCUCAGUACAUCUUUCUCCUAUAUAAUGGUUCUGUUGUCCACAAGCGAGAAGUAAGGAGCAGCAGCAUAGGCAAUCCUAACGCCGGCUCUAUAUUUCACAGAGAAUACAUUAGUCGUUCCGCUAGACCGAAAAUAUCAUGUGGGGAUCAAAGUGGGAUCCCGCUUGAAAGUCGCGUACUUUUAAGCAUACUUUUAAGAUAGCAUAAAAGACGGAUAAAGCGCUUCAAAGGAAUCGAAAUGAAGGCCAUGCGCGGCGAAAUGGAAUAUAUGCGCAUAAGAGAAACGAGUCGCGAUGACCCGAAAGAGACUUCUUAGCCGACUGUACGUGUUCUUUGUUAAAUAUGAGAGAGACGUUGUUACUCCCUCGCGAGUGAACGUAGGCACAGCAAAUUUACCCUCUGAUUAAUUCCCCGCCGGUAGACUCGCGUUAAGUCGCGGUCGUCACCAUCGUGCAACACGGUAACCCAGUAACUUCGUUAAACACCGAGACAUGCCAGUGACUAUGCCCUCGUUGUACGGGGGUAGUGUAAUCGACGGUACCGCAACAGCAACGAUUUGUCCUUGCUCGUUCUAUCGCGAGUUCUGUCUGCUAAAUUACAGGACGAUCCGUAUGUCGCGGCUUGUUCCACGAUAAGAAAUUUAAAUGAUAAACUUAAAAGCGUGCAUUACUUGUGAGCAUUUUUUUGACUAUAUCUUAUUUUUAUAGAGUUAAAGCUAGACUUUAACAAAGGAUAUAUUACAUAUUCUCUGUUGAUGUAUCGCAAUAUUAUAUUUUUUGAGGAUUUCGACCAGUUCUUGAAUUUAUAAAUCAAUAAAUACAUAAAUCUUUAAGAUUCUUAGGUCUUUUCUCUCAGACAUUUAUACAUAUAUAUAUAUAUAUAUAUAUAUAUAUAGAUCUUUGUACGUUUGUGCUUCUGUUAGUCUGAACUCUUAGUUUCAAAGUUCUCGAAGCCUUUAUAUUUUUAGAUUCUUAAGCUCUUGAGUACAUAGAUCUUCAAUUCUGACGUACCCUUGAGCACUCAGCUCUAGCAAGCACUUAAAUCUCUCAAUUCUCGCAUUCACAAAUCCUUCGUACCUCUGAUAACAAGCUCGAUGUGGCAAGCUGCCCGAAAUUGCUUCUUCCAAAUCCUAAUCGUGACUAACAUCUGACGUUUUAUGGAACGCCUUGUAUACAUAAUUCACCAGCGAUUCGCGGUGUUCUCUUUUCCGUGCUGAUGUCGUCGGGGGCAAGGAAUCGGAUAACGUCCAGGCAAAAUGGCACAGCGAGUUCGGCCGAAGCCCUCACUAAACUCGCUCGUUUGCUUGAUCGCUCGCUCACUCCUGGUGGGGUAAACCACGAAGCGAGAUGGUCUCGGGAACGACUCGAGGGUAUUUUCAUCGCGGCAGUGCAACACGUGCACCCAGUACUACCCGGUGCACGCAUUUGUCUCGAUCACUCUUUACUAGCUCGCGCUACCAAAUUUGUGGCGAUCAGCGGUUGCAUUCAAGCUCCCCAAGAUGCGAGUCGCGAAUAUUUUCGUGCAUUCUAUCGUUAACUUUCAAUCGAUAAUUGUCUGUAACGAUAUGGACUUCGGUGUGAUCGACGUCUCGUCGCAGGAGAACAUCAGCGAGAUGUAGAUAGUCGGAUGACGCCAACAUUGUUACUCGCGAGAUGUUAAUAUGGCGAACAUCAAGGUGGCGGUCCGCGUGAGACCGGUGUCUGUUAGGGAAUUAAACUUGACAGGAUCCGCAGUGGUUGUUCGCGCGGAAUCGAAGGAGAUUUCUCUGACGAAUUUGAAAGUAUCGUCGAGUAAGGUCGGAGACAGUCGCGAGAGAACUAGGCGAUAUGAUUUCGAUUACUGUUUCGAUUCAUCAGAUCCUGAAGCGAAGAAUUAUGCCACUCAAGCGAUGAUUUACGAGACACUCGGCCAGUCCAUUCUGAAUGCCAUGUUUUCUGGAUACAACUCUUGCCUGGUGGCUUACGGACAGAGCGCGUCGGGCAAAACCUACACAAUGAUGGGCACAAAGGAGGAUCCUGGGCUUAUUCCACGGCUCUGCGAAGGAAUCUUCUCAAAGAUUGAGCAAAAGAAUGAGCACGAGAAGAUCUAUCGCGUGACAGUUAGUUAUCUGGAGAUAUAUAACGAGAGAGUGAGAGAUCUCCUGAAGCCGUCGACAAGCACGAGCGGUCUUCGAGUUCGAGAACAUCCUCGACUAGGACCUUAUGUUCAAGGAUUAACGCAUCAUGUGGUUCGCACUCUGGGAUCGUUGAUAUCAUACGUGGAAGAGGGCACAAAGGCCAGAACGACAGCCUCAACACUUCAGAACCCCAGCAGCAGUCGUAGCCACGCUCUGCUGACGGUUGACCUCUCGCAAGAGACGGCCAACACCGGGCGUCCUAACGUCAGUGGUACUUCCUCGUCCUCCAGGAGGCAAGACGCCACUCCGCGCGGCGGUAGCAGAUUGCACCUAGUCGAUCUGGCGGGCAGCGAGAGCGCGGCCACCUGCAGCGGUGUUCAUCGACUGAAGGAAGGUGCGAAUAUCAACAAAAGCCUGGUAGCUUUAGGGAACGUGAUAUCCGCACUUGCCGAGAGAGGCUCAACCGGAAGUAGGCCAGGAAGAAGAUACAUCCCUUACAGAGACUCUUCGCUCACUUGGCUGUUGAAGGAUGCACUCGGCGGAAAUGCCACCACCAUUAUGCUCGCCACGAUAUCUCCGGCUAGCGGAAGUUACAACGAAACCGCGCAUACCUUACGAUUCGCGCAAAGGGCGCAGAGCGUGGUCAAUCGACCAGUGGUCAACGAGGAUCCCGUGGAGAAAAUCAUCCAUGAGUUAAGGGCCGAGGUCGCCAGAUUGAAAUCUUUAUUAUUAGAAAAGGAUAUCGACCAGACUAAGGCGCCGUGUUGCUGUGGCAAAGUUCAAAGUUCAAAGGAUUCCGCUACGAAUUCUCAGUAUCAUAAAAAGAAGGAAACACUCAAUCCACAAUCCGAGGAAUCCGAUCAUAAGAAUAAGACUGUACAAUCAAAAGAUGAUGGAUUCCUCAAUGUACUUUCAAUAAGAAGAUUCAAUUCUAGUGAUAGUGUGACGCCUUACGAGACUGGCUCUUCAGGAUUCAUAAGAAAAUUUAACUCCUUUGAGCAUCUGCAACUUCCAGACCGUUUCAUCAACAAUUACAACCAGGCCAAGGUUACCGAGUUGAACGACGAGGAUGAAGAGGUAGUAGACGAAAUCAACGAACCAGUUUUCGUGGAUAUACCGACACUAGUGGCUGUGCUGAUCAAACCGGACGACAGCUUGCAAGAAUCGUCGACACAGAUCGAGGAGAUUUGUUCCGACGAAGUACAAGAAGAUUCGAUCGAUGCUGAUUUUAUAGAAGGCAAUAACGAAGAUUUCGAGGGUCUAGAAAGGAGCGAUGAUAUCGAUCCUGAUGAUCGCAGUAGUUCAGCGAAUUCAUGCAUCUUAAAAGAUUCGGAGAGCAGUGAUCUUCAUCAGAUUACAUCAGAAUGUACUCCAUCAAGUCCGGCAUCUGUUGGAAGAAGCAGACCGAGAGGCAAAUUCAAUAAGCAAAGUUCGGUCGAUUUACCUUCGUCAAACUUGAAUGUUUCGAAAAAGUUUGGCUCUAUUGAUGGUAUUAAUAAAAAGAAGGAACCAAUUUUCGGUGUUCAACGAUCGCAUACGAACUUGGAGAAACGUCCGGCGCUGCCCGAUCGUGGCAAGAAGCUCAAUAAUAUCCGCGAGAUCGACGAUCGCAAGACAAAUAUUAGAUCGGAGAGCAUCUGGAGAGCGAUCGGCAGCAAAGACCAUUUGCACAGAAAAAGCAGCAACGAGUCCGACAAGAGUGUAAAGGAUUCUAACAGCAGAACAGGUAGCUACAGUAGUAUCGGUAGAAAAGCGAGUUUGGAAAGCUUGAGGAGGAAAACGAGCAAGGAUAGUAGCUCAAGUAGCUCCAAAGACGAACAGAUCUUGAUUUCGAACUUGGCGCGUGACAAGCUAGCGCGUAGAAAAAGCUCUUUAGACCAAGAAGCGGUAUCGGCUGCGGCGGCAACGGUGGCGGGUGGUUUAAAACAUCACACGGUCAUUCAAAGGGUGAAACGCGCCGAGAUUGUGGCAGCUGUUACAGAAAGGCUCUACUCUAGCAGAAAGCACACGGAAGAGACAAAUAUGGCAAGUAGCAACGCAUCGGAUACGCGUUCACCUCCGGAGGGUGUCGACUUGAAGACGACAAGCAGUCUCCUAGCACGAUCAAGGCUCCAGGAAAUUUCACGGAAGAUGCUAAUGAAACGACGAAGGAUCAACGUAGACACGCAGACGGAAGGGGCAUCGACGUUGCGCUUCAAGGAUACGGCGAGUCUAACGGAUGAACCUAAAAUUGACGUCCGAGACGCAGCGGUACUCACGGACGAUCAUGUGAAUAUAGACGCGGUAGUUAGGAUGGUGGAUCGUCGAUUACCUGUUAUUAGGGUAAAAGACAUGGCAACGUUGACUGAUCGACGGCCGCAAACUAGCAUUUUCCGAUGCAAAGACGCCGAGAGUUUGGCCACCGAUCUUGACUUCGAUGACUACGAACUCCACUCGCCACGAAAUGAUUCUGGUAUACUGUCCGACGACGCGCAAAAUUAUACUGAAAGUAAUCUAUCCAGUGUCGACGUGUCCGAACUUUAUCCGGAAGGUGGUGACAAAAGAGUACCGUGCGUAGACAGCGCGACCAACACGUUCCUCGCGUCACCAGGAAGAAAUUCGGCGGUGCAAACAAUUAAUCGACAAAAAGAUAAUAUAUCGGAGAGUAGAAGCUACAGCAGAUGCUGCAGUAUGAUUCACGAGCUCAACCAACAUGCACGAGCAAGUAGUCCUGAGAAAAAUGUUAUCUCCAUAUCUCUACCGGAAAUGAUUAAUAUAACUAUUGAGAGUACGAACGGUUUAGAAUCAAGGAUCGCGGUGAUGGACGGCAGUGAUACCGUGGAGGAGAAACCAAAACCGAUUUCCAGCGACAAGGAAGCUCAGACGGAUAAGGAGAUUAAAAAUGAAACUGAAGGAUCUCUACUAAGAGAUUUUGCAGUCAAGUCGACGGCCAUUCAAGCGGACGGUAGAGUUUUUAGAAUUGAAAAUAUCUUUCAGGAUCCGAGAAGCUGUCAUGAUACGACUUCCGACUUAAAAAAAGAAACUACAACGAAAAAAUUGGUAACUUUUAGGAGUUCUUUAGGUACUUCCUCCGACAUCAAAACAAAAGAGAGCGGUACAGAGACGGAAUGGGACGGAAUAUACAUCGAUGAUCUUUGUCAGAGAACGCAGUCGAUUUCGAAAGAUAGUUUAACGCAGGCUUUCAUCAUUAAGAAACGUAGUUACAGUUUGAGUUCUAGAAAACCUAUACACAGAUUUGCUCGCACUGAUCUCUGGAAGUACUGGACACUUCCGUGUCCAGAAACAUCAUUAGAAAAAUCGGAAUUAAUCGAUUACAACAGAGAGAUAAGAGCUACGUCAUCUUCUGCCCAGCAAGAUAUUAAUUUAGGUGAUGGUUCAGUUUCUUCUACAAGCGGUAAAUAUACUUUUGUUGAAAUUCCAGAAGAAGAGACGGCUCAGGAAUCAUGUAAUCAAAACUCUAAAGAUAAUUGUACAAACUUGAACAAAUCAAAAUCUGUCUCGCUACAGAACUUAUUAAACUAUGAUUAUAAUUUUUCGGAUGACAGUCUUGAUUAUGACGAAGACAAUAUCGCAAAGAAGUCAAUUGAGAUGAAAACGAUGAAUAUGCAUGAUGAUAAAAAUUAUGAGAACCUUUGUCCUCCAGAUGUCGUCGCACACACAAAGAAGGAAGCUUCAAAGGCUAUUAAUCACAUAGAUUCGACUAAGAUCGAAUCCUUGAUAGACGGCGAUUUUGAUGACGCUCAAAUAGAAUUUCCAAAAAGAAAUCCUGCUGAAAUACCAGAGAAGAAUGCAGUACACGAUUACAAGACGUUGAUUUUUGGGACAUCAUUGUACGUAGUAGACAGUGAUUCCGAAGAAGAAGCAAAAAUCGAACAACUUGAUAAUAUUAACAAGAAAAAAGUAUCAUUUUCAAAUUCCAGUAGCAUCGAGGAAAUAAAUGACGUCGUGCCUGAUUGCAAAAUUGUGGCAUCGAAACAAAAUUCAGAGAUAGCGUUAAAGCCAAUUAUCAAGAAAACAAAGAAACCGAUUGUGACUGAAAGUUUAGACAUCAUUCAAUCGAAUGGCGAAAUUGGUCAGUCCUUGCAGCGAAAGAAGAUGAAAUCGACAAUGAGCGAGGAAGUUUUGUCGACCUUGAAAGAGAGUCGUGAUUCUGAAGACUCCGAAAAAUCGCUUAACAACAAAAAGAUGGAAUUCUCCAACGAGGAUCAUCGCAACAAAGAUGUUAAAAACAAUGUCAUCAACGAAGACAAUUGUUCUCGUACAGCAUCAACGAGAAAUAUUCUUGAAGAAUACCUAAAUGAGGCAAUAACCUUUAUGCGCAACAUGAACUCUAUCAACGAGUACAUGAAUGCCACAAAUAUGUUGGAGAACUAUGGAAAGCGUCGCAAAAGACGAGGAGGUCGACGUGGGAACACUUCGAAUAUGGAUAAAGAUUAUGUAGAGUUCCGAGGGCGCAGAGUGAGCCUAAAGGAUGACACUGACAAAUACUUGCAGCCAAACAACGAUGAAAUUGCUGCUGUCGAAUCCUACGUAAAAUGUUUGCAAGGUAUCGAGAGAUUGGAGGCAUGCAUCGAUAAAGUGAGUAAGCAUAACCAGGUCCUUCGAGACAGAUACGGCAUCGAUAUCGAAUCUGCUGGCGCUAAAUCGAAUUUAGCGAGUCCCAGUGUAGACUCCAAGGUGUCUGGUAUCAAUGACAGUGCGAUCCAUCAAUGCGGAAAUGCAUUUUCGGAAAAUAAUGUUGAGACUUGCGAUGAGUCCAGUCUUUCCAGAAUUUCCUUGCCGCUUUUGUCUUCCACUCAAACUGACGUCACAAAACGAUCUAUGUUAAAUGAUACAGAAAGAUAUAAAGCUAUUACUGAGAUAGACAAAUAUGAUCUUGAUAACCAGAACAACAACAUUACAACGGAGGAUGAUGUCGAGCGCAAAAUCUUUGAUCAACUAAUGCACGCAGCCAAUUUUAGUAACUGUUGGAACUUGAAACAAUCCCAACAGGAACGCCUCCGGAAAGUAUCUGAUCUUAGAUCGCAAAGUCCGACAACUUACUCCAAGUUACGAGGGACUUUCGAUCAGAACGUUCACGGCAUCCUUAAUUUCGAUAAAGUUUCCACCUCCGAAGAUUAUCUCGGCCACAUUCGUGGAAUCGAGAGUAGCCCGUCGACGUUUAGGAAAACAAAACUCUCGAAUCAAACGGAUGAUAUUAGCUCGAAGAAGUUGCUCGAUUUUCAGAAUGAUUCUGGAGAAUACAAUGAAUCGCAAGAAGACAACGAUAAUCUGUCAGACAUCGAGGUAUCGAAUGAAUCGACAAUUUUCCAGAUAAAGCCUCAUGAUUAUAUGAUAGACGUUACAAAAUCGAUCGGAGCAGAACAAAAAGAAAUGGCAUGGAGAGCAAAAGAUAAUUUAAAAACACAGUUAAUAAAUUCCAAAUUUGGAGAUGUUCCUUUCACUAUGGAACUGAAAUAUCCUGGUAGUCCAAGAGCAAAAUUUUUGGAGCUCUUAAAAGAAAGAAGACGUAUCGUAGAAAGCAGCAGAGGUACGAAUGCAUUUUAGGGAGACUUAAGUGAUCUUCCUUUUUAAAUUGUAAAUCUAUUUUUCAAAUGUGCAUUUUGUAUUUUGACAACUAUAUCAAAGAGAUAAUAGUUAUAAUACUAUAAUCAAAUUAAAAAUAAAAAUAUUUUAAGAAAAAUUUGUAAAUAAUAGCAUCGUAAUUUCACGUCGUCUUAAUUUGUCAGCUUUUUAACUUACCGAUUUAUCUUUAGUAUAUAGCAUAAUUAUAAUAAUGAUUGUAUCGAUAAUUAUGUGUAAAGUGUUAGUGGACUUUAACUCAGAGAAAUAGGUUAUAAGUAAUAUAUAUUUAAUUUAAUAUAGUUUGUGAAAAACUUUUUCAUAUUUAAUAUUUAAUAUUUGGUAAAUUUUUUAUAUUAUCACUAACGUUUAAUAUCUAAUAUCAAACACACACACUG